AUGGUUUUGGAUACAAAUAAUGUCACAUGGACUCAAAAUGACACCUCAAGUUUCCUUCUCUUCCACACAUUUGCUUCUGGAACUAAGCCUGAUGGUGUAUUUUUCUUGGCGGACCCAUUUCUAACGAAAGGAAGGACCACGAUACCUGAUGGGACUUGCAGUUUCUGCUCUGUUGCUUCAGUGGGGAGGGCGGGGGAGAAUAGACUACAUCUCCCAGCGGGCACUGCGCCACGAUUUGGCGUUGCCAGGGCCACGGGGCAGGAAAGGGACGCCGUGAUUAUCGGACGAAAUAAUGCACAAGAUGUACUGUUGUUUAUGAUCCUGACAGCAAUGGAGAAGGAAGGAAUAACCUGUGAUGCUUUGGAAAAGUUUUGCAGGAGCCAUGAACAAACAUAUGAGGAAUUUCUGGAAUCAUUUAUACACCUUAGAAGAGAGGACAUGAAGAAACAAAAUGCAGCACCUCCUGACAUUGCGGAGAUAUCAGAAGAUGCUGGAAAAUACCUAGAUAUGAAGGAUGUACUGACACACUCUCUUGAGAAGGGAGGACAAUCACUUAAGGAUGAUAAAGAGGUAGAGAAUUAUAUUGACAUUGAAGACUUAGACAGUGGCAAAGGAAGUGAACAGCAAAGUGGCACUGGAGGAGAAGUACUCCCAGGUAAAAUAGAAGAGGAGAUUCCUGCAAAUUAUUCUCAUUGUGAAUAUAAAUACACGACCCUUGACUUCAAAGUGUAUCCAUGUGUUGAAGAAUUUAAUAACAAAGCACAUGACCAGGUGUUCACAGAUGAAGUCCAGCCUUUCACAUUGGAUGAAGAAUUUGAUUAUAACUGUGUUUAUUUCAAACCCAAGUAUACCGAGGCUGAACUUAAAACUCUUUCUGCCUUGUCACAACAGCGAAGAGAAAGUGGAGAAUAUAAUGCAGCAAAAUUGAAUGAUUCUGUCUUAUAAUGCAGUUGUCAUUUUCUGGUGCAGUCUACCAGGCAGCAUGACUUUCUGUUUCAAACAGUUGUUACAUUUGAAGCAGAAUAUGGUAAGGAGAACUUUCUAAUCCCACAAAAACUUCUACUAAUUGAAAUCAUGCAGUGAAAUGUUAACAAAUUUCAUAUUUUUUAAAUGACAUUUGUUCUUAUUUUAAAUCAUGAAAUUAGAUAAAGAUAUAAAGUGACUUUGAUUCAUUUGUGUUAUUUCUUUAUCUGUAUUACAAAGCAUUAUUUCAUCCCAUUAGAGAUGUUAUAGUUAUUAUAAAAUACAAUAGAUACCAGUCCACUUUCACUCGUACUCAAUAAUUGGGAUUCAUGUAUAGAAUGAGGGCAUGUUUGCCCAUCUCUAAUUGUCUGUGACAAGACUGUGGAGGUACUGCCUUGAAUUGCCAUAGUGAAGGUCCACCAUUGGUGCUGAUAUAAAGUAACAGGAUUUUAACACAGUUUUGAUUAAGAAACAGUGAUUUAUGGGCAAGUUGGUUUAGUGUAUGACUUGGAAGUAGUUGUCCCAUGUGCCUGCUGCCCUUGCCUUUCUACAUGGUAGAACUUCAGAGUUUAGGAGAUGCCAUUGAAGAAAUCUUCGUGAUAUAUUCUGCUGUUAUCACAAUGGUGAUGAGAAUAGUGACUGUUUAAGGUGCUUUGUGCAUACUAAUCAAGGAGGCUUUUUUGUUCUGGAUGGCUUCAAGCUUUAUUUUGCAGCACGUCUGGAGUAUUCUAUUGCAUUCCAGACCUACCUUGCAGAGUGUGGAAAGGCUUUGGUGAAUCUGGAUGUGAAUCACAGAUCAGAAUACUUGUUUCUGCCCUGAUCCUGUAGCCAUGGUAUUUUGAUACAUCAAUAUUCUGGUCUGUAGUGGCUCCCAUGACAUUGAUGAUGGUGGAUUCAAUGACAGAAGUGCUGUUAAGUGUCACAGGGAAAUAGUUAGUUAUCCUUGUGCUGGAAGUGAUCAUUUCCCUGUGUGCCCUGGAUUUUGUUUGCCACUCAGUAGUGUUGCAUGUGACACAAACUAAUUCUUUGUCAGUGCUCUUGGAAAUAGAACUGUGAACAUUCCUAUUUCUGAUACACUGGAAGAAGAGUCACUGAUGAAGCAGUUGAAAAUUGUUGGACGUUAGAUAUUGCCAUGAGCACUAGUGUCCUAGGGCUGGGAUGUUUGGUUUCCAUCAACUAUAACAACCUUCCUGUGAGCUAAAUGAGGCUCCAUCUAGCAGAGAGAUUUAUCCCAAGCCCCAAUGAUUUCAAUGUUAGUUGCUUCCCUCAGUAAUCGGAAGGGCAUUUUGUCUGUUCCAAAGCUAUAUUGAGGUUUGGAGCUAAGUGAUCCUGAUAGAAUGCAAACCAAGUAAUGAUUUAUUGAUCACAUUGUGAUACUUUUGCUGAAAUCUUCUGUUACAUUGCCAUUGAUUGAGAGUAGACUGAUUGGGCUGAAAUUGGACAGAUUAGAACUUUCCCAAACACAUCAUAAUCGUACAAAUUUUAACUUUGACCACAAGACACAGGAGCAGAAUUAGGCCAUUCGGCCCUUUGAGUUUGCUCUGCCAUUCGAUCUUGGCUGAUUUAUUUUUCCCUCUCAACCCCAUUCUCCUGCCUUCUCCCCGUAACCUUUGAUGCUCUUACUAAUCGAGAACUACCAAACUCCGCUUUAAGUAUACCCAGUGACUUGGCCUCCAUAGCCGUCUGUGGCAAUGUAUUCCACAGAUUCACCACCUUCUGGCUAAAGAAAUCCCUCCUCAUCUCUGUUCUAAAGGGAUGUCCUUCUACUUUGAGACUGUGUCCUCUGGUCUUAGACUCUCCCACUACUGGAAGCAUCCUCUCCAUGUCCAUUCUAUCCAGGCCUUUGAAUAUUCGGUAGGUUUCAAUGAGAUUCCUCCUCAUCCUUCUAAACUCCAGUGAGUACAAGCCCAGAGCCAUCAAACGCUCCUCAUACGUUAACCCUUUCAUUCCCGGGAUCUUUCACGUAAACCUUCUCUGGACCCUCUCCAAAGCCAGCACAUCCCUCCUUAGAUAUGGAGUCCAAAACUGCUCACAAUACUCCAAAUGUGGUCCAACCAAUGCCUUAUAAAGCAUUACAUGCUUGCUUUUGUAUUCUAGUCCUCUUGAAAUGAAUGUUAACAUUUGCAUUUGCCUUCCUUACUACAGACUCAAUCUGCAAGUUAACCUUCAGGGAAUCCUCCACUAGGACUCCCAGGUCCCUUCACACCUCCAAUUUCUGAAUUCUUUCCCUGUUUAGGAAAUAGUCUAAGCCUUUAUUCCUUCUACCAAAGUGCAUGACCAUACAAUACACUUCCCUAGGCUGUAUUCCAAUGGCCACUUUGCCCAUUCUCCCACCCUGUCCAAAUCCUUCUGCAGACUUCCUGCUUCCUCAACAUUACCUGCCUCUCCACCUAUGUAUCAUUUGCAAACUCGGCUGCAAAGCCCUCAAUUCCGUUAUACAGAUCAUUAACAUAUAACAUGAAAAGUAGCGCACCCAACACUGACCCCUGCAGAACACCACUAGUCACCAGCAGCCAACCAGAAAAGGCCCUCUUUAUUUCUACUCUCUGCCUUCUGCCAGUCAGCCAAUCUUCUAUCCAUGCUAGUACCUUUCCUGUAGUACCAUGGGCUCCUAUCUUGUUUGGCAGCCUCAUGUGCGCUCCUUGUCAAAGACCUUCUGAAAAUCCAAGUAAACAACAUCCACUGAAUCUAUUUUAUCCAUGCUGCCUGUUACUUCCUCAAAGAAUUCCAACAGAUUUGUCAGGCAAGAUCUCCCCUUAAGGAAACCACGCUGACUCAGCGUAUUUUAUCAUGACCUUCCAAGUACCCCAAAACCUCAUCCUUAAUAAUGAAUUCUAACAUCUUACCAACCACUGAAGUCAGGCUAACUGGCCUAUAAUUUUCUGUCUUUUGCCUUCUUUGUUGAGUUGAUGCCAAUGCAGAUGCUGGACUGGAAUAGUUUGAUUAGAAAUGUGCCUCUUUUUAAGGCAUAAAUCUUAAAAUACUACUGCUGAAUGUUACAGCUGAUGGGAUUUAUUGUAUUUGGGCAUUUUUUGAUAUUAAGUGGCAUGAAUCAAACUUCUGUGAUGACAGCAAAUUCAAGCAGAGGCUGAGAUAAAAUAUCCAUCUGAUAUUUCAGGCUGGAGAUGGUUCCAAAAGCUUCAAUCUUUUGUACUUGUGCCAGCUGUUAAUGAGAAUAGAGAGGUUUGCAAAAUUCCCCUUCUUCAAAUCUGAUUAGGUGUUUAAUUAUCUACCAAUGAAAAGAUUCAUUUGUUUUGGCAUUGUACAAUGUGUGCAAUAAAGUGAGUUGACUAAUGGAACUUUACAGUACAUUAGUAAGACUUGUUUUACACUAUUUUGUAUGUUGCUGAAUAUUUGGAAAAUUAUGGAGUCGUAUAGCACAGAAACAGGCCCUAAAGGUCAUCAUGUCCAUGCUCACCAUUGUACUUAUCUAUACUGGUCCCAUUUACCCGUGUUUGGUCUUUAGCCUUCUAUGCUUUGGCAAUUCAAGUGCAGCUUCCUUCAAACUAGAUAGAAGCAGCAGGUGGAUAAUGUGCCACAUGGAACUUGAGCUUUGUUGAUCAGUAUUGCUUUUGUUGCAAAUUAUUAUUUAUUCUUAAUCUUAGGCAAGUUUCAAUUGGAUUUUUACUUCUAAUUUGCUCAUUCAAUUUUACUAUUUUUGUUCUUAAGAUUAAAUAAUUAUUUGUUCUGUUCACUUUUAUUCACUAUCAGCUUGGUAAAUAAGUUUUUUCUUAUUUGUCUGUAUUUCAAACUCAAAACAACAUUUAAGAAUGGCGACUUAAUUGGAUGAACAAAUUGGAUAAUUCUUAUUCUGGAGUUUUAGAUAAGCCAAAAUAUAUUUGCAUCUUGUAUUGUAUUUGUUUGUGUUUGAUAGCAUACCGAAGGAAGGCAACUUUGUGUUAAUGCACAUGAAGGUUUGCUUGUGCUAAAGAAAUUUCCAGUAGCUCAUAAUAUUUUCUUAUAAUUGGAGGACAUC
Messenger RNA from Pristis pectinata (smalltooth sawfish), 4939 nucleotides. Its product is annotated as intraflagellar transport-associated protein-like. The record is from RefSeq and is a predicted model, not a curated record. Gene Ontology annotation, molecular function: intraciliary transport particle A binding. Bases 1 to 945 code for a protein of 314 amino acids. Gene Ontology annotation, cellular component: cytosol; 9+0 non-motile cilium. Gene Ontology annotation, biological process: acrosome reaction; spermatogenesis. The transcript is spliced from 6 exons. NCBI's taxonomy places the organism in Eukaryota, Metazoa, Chordata, Chondrichthyes, Rhinopristiformes, Pristidae.